Molecule: messenger RNA, 339 nt
Organism: Clonostachys rhizophaga
Lineage: Eukaryota; Fungi; Ascomycota; Sordariomycetes; Hypocreales; Bionectriaceae
Source: the annotation of a GenBank genome assembly
AUGGCCGAAGCCCCUUACGAUCCCUACCGCCCCAGGAAUGAGGAAGCUGGUGGUGGUGGUGACUCCAGGACCCAGGCGUUGCAAGCGCAAAUCGAUGACACCGUAGGUGUUAUGCGUGACAACAUCAACAAGGUCUCCCAGCGUGGCGAGCGCCUCGACACCCUUCAGAACAAGACCAACGAUCUGGCUACAUCGGCUCAAGGUUUCCGCCGGGGCGCCAACCGGGUCCGCAAGCAGAUGUGGUGGAAGGAUAUGAAGAUGCGUGUCUGUCUGAUCGUUGGUAUUAUCGUGUUGCUGCUGGUUAUCAUUAUCCCAACAGUCAUUGCGACGAGGAAAUAA